Messenger RNA from Rhagoletis zephyria (snowberry fruit fly), 632 nucleotides. Its product is annotated as BRCA2-interacting transcriptional repressor EMSY-like. Gene Ontology annotation, biological process: regulation of DNA-templated transcription. NCBI's taxonomy places the organism in Eukaryota, Metazoa, Arthropoda, Insecta, Diptera, Tephritidae. Gene Ontology annotation, cellular component: nucleoplasm. The record is from RefSeq and is a predicted model, not a curated record.
AAUAUUUGAGGAUUUUUAGGUACCGGGAGUCCAUACAUGUAGCAAACAAUGUGCUGUUGCCUUUUAUACUCGAAUAUGCUUUGGUCAAAAAAACUUUUGUAUUGACGUAAAAAAUUUUCUUCAAAAUUAAUUUUCCACACCAUCCCUACAACGCAUUUUGACGUUUCCAAACAUUUCCAUUUUGACAUUUUUUGUACUGUACUGCCUUUUUUUUGACAAAUAAACAUUAAUGGCUGCCAAUCUCGAAUGAAGAAGCAGCAUCAGUGAAUUUUUCGCUCCAAUUUGCAAAAACUUUUGACAAAAUUGUUUUCCAAAGUCAAGUGUGUGUUUAAAAACAAUUUGCAAAAACGCAGCGUGGAUAAUAUUCGUGCAGGAUGUGGCCGCAAGCGUUGCAAAUGACUAGAGACGAGUGUCGGGGCAUGUUGAGAAGACUUGAGCUGGAAUCAUAUUCGCAUGUGAUUAGUGUGUUUCGCGCUCAGGGUGGCCUCAGCGAAAACAAGGCCAAACUUCUUGAGGAGUUGCGUGGCAUAUUUCACAUCUCGCAAGAGCGUCAUCGUGCUGAAGCGCGUCGUGUUGCAAACGAUGAACAAUUGUGUACCAUUGCAGAGGCGUAAGUGUUAAGGAGAUUUCAU